This is a messenger RNA of Saccoglossus kowalevskii, 1091 nucleotides long. RefSeq names its product polycomb group RING finger protein 5-A-like. The record is from RefSeq and is a predicted model, not a curated record. Lineage: Eukaryota; Metazoa; Hemichordata; Enteropneusta; Harrimaniidae.
UCUCGUCCACACACGCCGAUAGAUACUAUCAUGAAGAAGGCCUUUCUGGUUCGUGAAUUCAAUCAUUUUAUCACGUGUUCUAUCUGUGGCGGUUACCUUAUCAAGCCGUCCACCAUUGCUGAGUGCCUGCAUACAUUUUGCAAAAGUUGUAUCGUCAGACAUUUCGAAGAAAGUAAAAACUGCCCACGAUGUGGCAUACAAGUCCACGAAACCCAUCCCUGUGAAAUGCUCAGAAUGGAUAAAACCAUGGAAGACAUCGUAUUUAAAUUAGUUCCCGGUAUCCAAGAAAGAGAAAAACAGCGAGAACGAGAUUUUUGGACGUCAAGGGAAUCGGAAGAACCCAAGCAAGGGGGCGGCAACGAUGAACCAGAUGCUAAACGAUUAAAGACUGAUAACGGUGAGGCGAACGAAGAAUAUAACAACCACACAACGACGUACAAUAAAGAGAAUGACUAUCACAGGGGAGAUCCUCAAAUUGCUUUCUGUCUCGAUUGCUCACAUCCACAGGAUGAAGGUGAAAAUAAUAACAAUACAAACACAGCCGCCAUUACUAUGAUUCAGGCCUUGCCACGCCGCUUUAUUAGAUGUUCGUCCCGUGCAACUGUUGGAUUAAUCAAGAAGUUUAUUGUUCGCAAACUUGAACUUUCCAAAGAUUUGGAGCUUGAUCUACUAUGUAAUGGUGAAAUAAUGGGCAAAGACCAUACACUGGAAUUUAUAUAUAGAACACGAGGGAAGCUGCAGAAAUACCCGAUGACGUUGCAAUACAGACCGAAAAUCAAUUUCACGUGACAGUGGCACCUGUGGACAAAAUGCCAAUAUUUGACUUUUAUCACCUUGGCAACAAUCACACAAUUCAAAACCAUGAUAAUCACUACUGUAUAUCGUAUAUAACUUAACUUCAGAGGAAUGACACAUAACUCCUGGUUUAUGUAAAUUUGAUUGUCAAGAUGACAGUCCGUUGUUAUAUUUUGUUGUCGAAUGUUUUGUAAAUAUCCUGAGCAGCAAUAGUUUAUAUAAUGAACUGCCGAUACUGAAUAGAGUACAAUUUUAUUAGUACAGUGUAUGCAAAGUGGGACAUUUUAAUGUUGGAG